Messenger RNA from Lemur catta (Ring-tailed lemur), 1639 nucleotides. RefSeq names its product serine peptidase inhibitor, Kunitz type 2 (gene SPINT2). NCBI's taxonomy places the organism in Eukaryota, Metazoa, Chordata, Mammalia, Primates, Lemuridae. The record is from RefSeq and is a predicted model, not a curated record. The coding region runs from base 383 to 1141 and encodes 252 amino acids. The transcript is spliced from 7 exons. Gene Ontology annotation, molecular function: serine-type endopeptidase inhibitor activity.
GCGCCCGCCCCCUGCCUGGCCGGCCACCUUCGGUAGCUGCUUCCCGGCGUCCGCCAUUGGCUCCGCCGCCCUCCGGAGCACUUGGCAGUGUUGAGGGGCUCUGGACGGUGGGGAGAGUCGCUGAGUGUCGCUAGGGGCAAAGGGCCGAGUGACGAGCGGACUGAAGCAUUGAGCGCGUGGAAGGCAGAGUAGCUGCACACCGAAGGUCCGAGAAAGGGGCUUCCAGAGGUUUCGGCACCUUGCGGAUUUCCUGGCCCCGCCCGCACCUGAACUCGAGACCCUCUAGUGCGCGUGCGCAGCAAGGGUCUUCCCGCCCCUGAUCGCGAGACCCCCAACGGCCGGCGGCUCGAGGCCUCGCGUGGGCGUCCUGGUGGAGCGGGUCAUGGCGCAGCUGUUUGGGCAGAGGCGGUGCCGGGCGCUCCUCGCUCUAGUGGCAUCGCUUAUCCUCUCUGGGGCCGCGGCGGCCGACGGAGAACGUGGCAUCCGCGACUUUUGCCUAGUUUCAAAGGUGGUGGGGAGAUGCCGGGCCUCCAUCCCCAGGUGGUGGUACAAUGUCACUGAUGGAUCCUGCCAGCAGUUUGUGUUUGGAGGCUGCAGAGGAAAUGCCAAUAAUUACCAAAGCAAAGAGGAGUGUCUCAAGAAAUGUGCUGGUGUCACAGAGAAAUCCAUUGAUGAUUUGGCGGCCAGCAGGAAUGGAGCAGAUUCCUCUGACCCUAGUGUUCCCAGAAGACAGGAUCCUGAUGACCUCUCCAGUGAUAUUUUCAACUAUGAAGAAUACUGCACUGCCAAGGCGGUCACUGGGCCUUGCCGUGCAGCCUUCCCACGCUGGUACUUUGAUGCUGAGAAGAACGCCUGUGAUAACUUUAUCUAUGGAGGGUGCCAGGGCAACAAGAACAGCUAUCUCUCCGAGGAGGCGUGCAUGCGCCGCUGCUUUGGCAAGCAGAUAUAUCCUGUCCUGCCCCCUGGCACGAAAGUGGUGGUCCUGGCGGGGCUGUUCGUGAUGGUCCUGAUCCUCUUCCUGGGAGCCUCUGUGGUCUGCCUGAUCCGGCUGGCACGGAGGAACCAGGAGCGUGCCCUGCGCACCGUCUGGAGCUCUGGGGACGACAAGGAGCAGCUGGUGAAGAACACAUACAUCUUGUGAACACCCUGUCACCAAGAGAAUUGGGGAGGUGGGGGGGAUGUGUGUGUGCUUUUUUAAAAUAGAGUGAUUGAUUUGUAUUUGUGAGAUCAUUAGGGCUUUGGUGUGUUUGUUACUCUGGAAGGUAAGAAGGCUGCUCUCUGGUCUCACCGUGGGUUUGUUUGGAGAUGCUCUUAGGGAAGGGCUCUUGGCCACGUCGCCACUGGUCGGGCAGCAGCCCCAGUCGUUUCCUCGUUAUUUUUCGUCUUUUUUUUUUCCCCCUAAAGGAUUCUUUCCUGGAUCAUUAUUUUUCUUUCCUCCAGGUAUAGUUUCUUUGCUUAUGUUGAAUUUCAUUGCGUUCUUUCUCAUCACAAAAGUGAUGUUACAGCAAUUCCUUUGGUUUGUUUGAUUCAUGUUUUUUUUUAAGUAAGCAUAAACAGAAGUUUUUUUUUAUUAGGAUUCUGAAAGGAAGAAAGUGAAAUGUACAAGUUUAAUAAAAAGGGCCUUCCCUUUUAAAAUAAA